AUCAGACCAAUCGGAAGAACGUUUUGCAGCGGAAACCCGGUAGUGGCCGCGAAAGAUUGAACUGUUCAAAAUGCCGAAGUGCGACUUGUUUUAUUUCAAUGUUUAUGUGAAUGACAAGCCUCUGAAAGAGUACACAUUUGAUUCUGAGCUCUAUGUAGAAUCUGACCUUCACUCAGAAGCGUCGUACUGCAUUGAGGAGAAGGAUGCCGAAGGAAACAAACAGAAGUACCCUGUGACUCCAUUUUAUGUAGAUGGAUUUCUAAACAACACCUAUAACUUCCCCUUGUAUCUUAAGAUGUGUGUUGAUGGACACCAAAUUUGGAUGAAGCCAUUUCCUCCGCGCUGUCGACAGGGAUUCAGGGUUAAUGGGUGCAAAAACCAGCAUGUGGUUCGAGAGCUGCUCUUCACCCUACCAAGGAUGGAUGAGAGCAGUUCGCCAGAGAAAAAGAAACAGAGGGCCUAUAAUAAGACGGACAGUAAGUUGGAGGGCACCAUCAGCAUGGAGUGUUUGGAGGCCAGGGAACUCGGUACCUAUACCACCUGCGCAACCAAGUUCUUUGAAUCCAAAUCAUCGGAACUCUCUGCAUGCCCAAACUUAUGCCAGUCGUCAAAGAAACAUGGAAAUGUUGGUGUUUCGACUCGAGAAGGUCGAAGUCUGGGUCAUAUUACCCAGAACCAUAACAAAAGGAAAACAAUGAUAAAGUACCAGGUUGGAAAAGACCAUUUUGGAGGUGUGGUCAUAAAGUAUCGUCCUCGCUACAUGCUUCAAGAGCUGGGCAUCACAGACGAGGCCUGGAAAUCCAACUCUAUUACCAGACAGUCGUCCAGGAAACCGAAUGAAAAUGAAGAUAUAAAUGAUUCCAAAUCGGCUGAAAUAUUGCCAGGGAAGGAGGAAGCGGAGGGCAGUAAUGGUAACCAGGAGAACACUGAUCCAAACGCAAAUGGAACUCUAGAUUUUACAGAAAAGUUCAGAAAGAUGAAUUGCUACUCGCCAACACGCUCUGAACCAGGGGAUCAAGAGGCACAAGGCAGCAGUGUUGAUGACAGACGUUUAUUCUGCCUUUCACCACGCGCCAAACAAAAAUUGACUGUUGAUUCACCUUCAGCAUUGAAACUGCCUCCAAAAUCCCCGCCAGAUUUGCAGAAAUCAUCAAAAUUGAGCUUUUUCUCCCCAAGCGACAGUAACAAAAUGGGGAAAAUGGACGUGAACUCUCCAUCUGAUCUACUACAGAAAAGUUUCUCAAGAUGUGUUCAGUUUGUUAAAAAUGAACAGGACAAUGAAAAUAAACAGUACCGGAUGAUAGAGAUUGACGACGACAUACAGAUACUGGAGGAGGUCGACGACGAUGUGAUCUGGAUGGGCGACGACAGCUGCUGCUUCCUCGACGUCACAGAUCCCGAUAUCUCCAUGGUAGACCUCAGUGAGGACAUAUAGAUUAGACUGGUGUUACCAGGAUCUACUCAACAUAGAAGCUCCUAUUUUGUCUAGUGAAAUACACCACUCGAACAUCAGUUAUAGACAGACUUCAGUUUCUGAUCUUGGUGAAGCAGUUCAGUAGAUCGGCUGCAAGCUCUGUUAAUUGAUAAAACAUUUUUGAUUUACAUGUAUAUCAGGGGUAACUAGAUGGGGGUUCCACUUCACAGUUUCACCUCUCGAUACUUAAUUGAAUUUAAAAGCUACAAUUGUAAAUAUUGGGCUUUGAUAACUUGACAUCAAAUAUGUUGGUACUUUUCCCAGUAGUUAUCAAUAAUUAGUAUGUAUUAUGAAGUGUUGAGCAGCCCUAAUAAAAGAUAUAUGUGUUUGUGAAUGGUCACCCAUCCAGUUUUGAUCUUAGUGAUGUUUAUUUAGGAUUGAUACCCAGCCUUUCAAAAGUCCUAGCCUCAAAAUUUUUCUGAGGGAUGAAAUAGUGCAAGAACUGAAGGACAAAGUCAUGGCACUCUUCAAUAAUGAUACAACACCUUGGGCCCUCCAUAGAAGGCAGUAAUAGUUUUAGUACAUUAGAGGGGAAAAGAUUAGUCUGUCCUCAAGGCAGUUAGGGGAGGCUACUUGUAUGCACCAAAAGUGAUAGUUCUCGUACACUUGAUAGGAACAGAUCUAGACUCUAAAGAAUAAUUUAUAUCUUUAUGAAUGAAAAAAUAAAUACUACAGAUAUACCCUAUUGAUUCAUUGUCUGUCUGAAAGACUGUUUAAUUAUUAUUAAUAUUUAAAGCAGUGUUUUGUGAACUUUAAUUUUUUGUGUAAUAAUAUACAUUUUUAGCUCACCUGCCUAGAGGGCAAGUGAGCUUAUGCCAUGGUGCGGCGUUCGUCAUCCGU
Messenger RNA from Mizuhopecten yessoensis (Yesso scallop), 2314 nucleotides. RefSeq lists its product as uncharacterized. Lineage: Eukaryota; Metazoa; Mollusca; Bivalvia; Pectinida; Pectinidae. The record is from RefSeq and is a predicted model, not a curated record. The coding region runs from base 71 to 1435 and encodes 454 amino acids. The transcript is spliced from 5 exons.